AUGUCUGAUAUCGAGAGCCCUGGCACUGCCCGUGCCGAACUUCCUCGUCAAUUCUCUUUUUUGUCAACCUUGGCCUUGGGAUACAGCAUUACCAACUCAUGGGCUGGUUACGCGGGUAUCCUAUCGAUACCUUUGGUGAUGGGAGGGAGCCCAACGGCUUUCUUUGGCCUUGUUGUUGCUUCGAUAGCUUGUUGUUUUAUCACUGCUGGCCUUGCGGAGUUGGCGUCUGCAUUUGCCACUAGCGGAGGGCCAUUCCAUUUUGCUUUCAUGGCUUCGGCGCCCAAGCACCGUGCCGUGGUUUCCUUCGUUGUUGGCUGGUUGACUAUGAUAUCCUGGUGCACGGUGUCUACAUCUAAUGGAAUAGUCUGUGCACAAAUGAUCAGUGGUCUGGUGACUGUCCACCAUCCAAGCUUCACAGAAGCUGCCUGGCGAAUCUAUCUCAUAUAUCUUCUAAUCGUUCUCCUCUCAACAAUGGUUGUGUGUUUUUUGCCUCGUGUUGUUCCCUUAAUAGAAGACUCUAUCCUCACCUUCAGCUUGCUCACCUUCAGCGCCAGUUUCAUAACUGUGUUAGCAAUGCAAGGUCACAAACAGUCCGCGCACACUGUAUUCUUUGCCUAUGAAAAUCAUACAGGCUGGAGUGACGGGACGGCCUUCAUGAUAGGAGCUGGGACUUGCAUGUACGCAUACAUAACAGUCGAUAGUAUUACCCAUAUAGCCGAUGAAGUCCCAGAGCCAGGUCGCAAUAUCCCCCUGGCGAUGAUGUCUACCGUGCUGACUGGCAUGGUAACCUGUAUUCCAUACUCAAUAACCAUUCUUUUCUGCACAACCGAUAUUAAUGCCGUUGCGUCUUCUUCAAUACCCAUCUAUACGGCUUACUUACAAGCAACAUCCAGUUCACCCGUGGCCACACUUUUCACUGCAUCGGUUAUAUUCUUCUAUUGCGCAGCCGAAUUUUCUUGUAUACUGACAGCGGGACGACUUGCAUACACGUUCGCCCGAGCCGGUGGUCUUCCCUACUCGUCAUUCUUCGUUAAGAUCACGAACGAGAUGCCGCUGAACGCCACACUGGGUUGUUGUGUGUUCAUCUGUCUAUACGGGCUGAUAUACAUUGGCUCAGCAUCAGCAUUCAACAGCCUUAUAUCGAUAGUCAUUAUUGCACUUAACAUAUGCUAUGUUAUCCCGCAAGGAAUCGUGCUGCUUCGUGGACGUGAAGCCGUGCUUUCGAGAAGAGCUUUCUCACUGGGAAAGUAUUUCGGACCCUUCUGCAAUGCAGUUGCUGUUCUCUGGGUGGCAGUCAUAUUGGUGUUCUUUUGUCUUCCUCUUAAAUUACCGACCACGGUACACGACAUGAAUUAUGUGAGUGUAGUACUCGCAGGGUUCGUUGCUCUGAUUGCUCUUGGGUGGUGGGGAGGAAAGAGGAGGACGUUCACCGGGCCGGUCAUUGAAUUUCCUCAUGGCGGACAGACUGGGAUAGCACGAGUUCCUGAUGAGUGA
Molecule: messenger RNA, 1494 nt
Organism: Aspergillus costaricaensis CBS 115574
Lineage: Eukaryota; Fungi; Ascomycota; Eurotiomycetes; Eurotiales; Aspergillaceae
Product: amino acid transporter
Exons: 5
Coding region: 1-1494 (497 amino acids)
Biological process (GO): transmembrane transport
Cellular component (GO): membrane
Molecular function (GO): transmembrane transporter activity
Source: RefSeq, a predicted model, not a curated record